This is a messenger RNA of Quercus robur (English oak), 780 nucleotides long. RefSeq lists its product as uncharacterized. The record is from RefSeq and is a predicted model, not a curated record. Bases 96 to 461 code for a protein of 121 amino acids. The transcript has 2 exons. NCBI's taxonomy places the organism in Eukaryota, Viridiplantae, Streptophyta, Magnoliopsida, Fagales, Fagaceae.
UUGGAGAAAAGAAAAAAAAAAAAAAAAGAUACCACAAAAGUGAAGAACAAUAGAACACCAAAACACACAAACAGGGUCUAGUUUGAGUAGAAAUAAUGGAAGUGGCUAUGGAAGUAGAAGAUGAUUCAUUUUUUGCAGACUUAAGCAAGCAAAUCUCUCUUUUAAUCAUGGAUGACGACGAGGAAGACCCGGUUGCAAAUUGUCCUUCAGUUUCUCUCCAGAAUUUUUCUCCAGCAAUCCAACCACCUACACAAUUACCUCAAUUUCUUUAUCAUGAACAAACUUGCAAAAGAGAGAGCAAAGGAACUGGAGUUUUCAUCCCCCAAUUGUCACAGCCCAGAAGGAAGCACAGGCAAGGAAGACUUGCUUCUUACAACACAAAAUCCCAGAGACAGCCUGAUAAUACUAGGAUGGUUUCCCAAGUGUCUUCAAAGUAUUCUUUUAAGCCAAAAAAAGUUUGAGGACAGACAGACCAUCAUGAAGUGUAGGAUUUAGAUUCAAUAAUCUCUACUAAUGAAUUAUUCUUUGCCUAAAAUGUGCUAAGGCAAGGAUCUUGUGAUUUUUAAGGUUUAUAUAUAUAUAUAUGGUGAUCAUGUACAUGGAAAAGCUAUAUAUGUAUAUAUACUUUGUUCCUUAGUGUGUCAUACAGAGGCUCACCACUCCCAACUGUGGACAAUGGACAUGUAUGGUGGUUAAUUAUUGAGCUUGAUAGAGAAUAAGCUUCUGUAUUGCUCAUUUAAGACUAUUGAUCAAUUUAAUUUAUUUAGUGUUCGUGUAUUA